This is a messenger RNA of Scleropages formosus (Asian bonytongue), 3323 nucleotides long. It is a transcript of the gene cdc42se2, whose product is annotated as CDC42 small effector 2. The coding region runs from base 811 to 1068 and encodes 85 amino acids. NCBI's taxonomy places the organism in Eukaryota, Metazoa, Chordata, Actinopteri, Osteoglossiformes, Osteoglossidae. Gene Ontology annotation, molecular function: small GTPase binding. The transcript is spliced from 5 exons. Gene Ontology annotation, biological process: regulation of Rho protein signal transduction. Gene Ontology annotation, cellular component: plasma membrane. The record is from RefSeq and is a predicted model, not a curated record.
UCCAAAGCGAUGUACGUCUGCUAAAUGAAUAAAUGUAAAUAUUCAGAUAUCAAAUGCAUAAAUGAUCAUUGCACGGUCUGUUGAAGUAAUUCAUGUAUCAAGGUUCCGAGGCCCUUGUUUAAUGCUGGCAGGGAUUCAGCGGUGCUGAGGCCUGGAGGGAGCCUCAGUGGUAAUUAAUGGUACACUGCCUGUACAGUUAUAGCAAACUGCCCAUCAAUGUCUGGUAUGAUAAAGAGGAGUUUCCUGCAGUUGGCUGGUGCUCCGGCUCUCUGGUGGGUAUCAGUUGCGGUCCAUUCCUCCCCACUGGUGGUCCUUUGUGCAUUGCUUUGCGUGGGCAGGUUUGAAUGAAACUCACCCUAAACUCUUCGCGAACCUGCCCAUUCCUGGGAUGUCCCAGGGGGCGGUGUCCCACACCUUGACUGCUUUAAAGAUCUUUCUUCGAACUUGCUCUGAUACAGAAGUUUUCUUUCACCCCCUGGGGAGUUUGACAAGAGGACGCUAAUGUGGUUCAGAUGGUGCUCUUUUACGCUCAGUGCUGCAGCUUUGCAGAACACUUCGGUUUAUAGGCGAUGCUGACAGGCUGCUGGAGACCUCCCAGGGACAAGGCUGAGUGUCUCACCGACUGAGGAGGACCCGGAGCGAACGCCAGCCUGACUCCCAGGAUUCCCGGCUCCUGGGCCGCUCCAGCUCGCAGACUCGUCCUUCUGCUGUCCAUCCAGCCCUGGAGUGCCUUCCUCAGGGAAGAGAAAGGAAAGCAAAGAGAAACGGUCCUCAUCCGCCUGGCACUGGACCGCAGUGGGGAGUUGAGUCAUGAGCGAGUUCUGGUUGUGCUUCAACUGCUGUAUAGCGGAGCAGCCCCAGCCGAAGAGACGGAGGCGCAUUGACCGGAGCAUGAUCGGCGAACCCACCAACUUCGUCCACACGGCGCACGUGGGAUCAGGAGACCUCUUCAGUGGCAUGAACUCUGUGAAUUCAAUUCAGAACCAAAUGCAGUCAAAGGGUGGAUAUGCUGCCGAUGCCUUGCCGGUCAAUGUGCAGAUGCAGCUGGUGGACACAAAAGCAGGAUAACUUGAGCACUGAAUGUUCAUGCUUCCUUCAAGUCUGUGUUUCUUCAUCCCUGCCUGUGGUUGCUGUCCAUCCACCCCCCGCCCCUGCCGCCACGACACAGGUUUCCUUGGACCCGCCCACCCCGGCACUCCUCACGCAAAUGCACACGGACGGUUUUUGCACUCCCGUGGGAAUGAGGCUGCCCUGCCAGUCAGGAACACCCUUAAGCAGCGCGCCCCUCAACAACACGUCGGUUCAGCUAAGACGGAGGCUUUACCUCCCUUGCUCGCCUGCCCGCCCGCUCGCUCGCUCGCAUGACCCUCAUCUCUGCAAGUGCAAGUGUAGUGCUUUUCCUGUGAUUUGCUGUGAGCAUUUGUUUAGUUUUUUUUAUUAUUAUUAUUAUUAUUAUUGUUAUAAUGUUGCUGUUAUUCAUGUUUGAAGGUCUGGAACCUACAAAAGUACAGUUUCUUUUUUUUUCUUUUUUUUUCUUUUUUUGGGGGGUCAGGGGGGUGUUCUUAGGCAGUCAGCCCAGAGGCUGUGUGUUUGAACAGUGGCUUGCUACAGCCUAGUGGUGCCAAAAUGCCUGUAGCUAUGGAAUGAUGGGAUAGUUUUCUUUUCUCUCCUGUCAAUAAGUUAAUUUGACUGUGGCAAACUUUAACUGCCAUUCCUUCGGAGAUAUGAUUGUUACUUUGCUGUUUACAUCACUCCAGUUUCCAUUCCCUCUUACAUCACUAUCAAAACUGAUGUUGAAAUGACAUAUCUGGCAUUUCACUCCAACGUUCUGCUGUAAAUUUAUCAGUUGAGUUGAAGUUACAUGGUGUUUUCACAGUGUAGUAACAUUUAGAGAAAUGUAGUUUCUGUGGUUGUGCUUGGUACUAAUUUGGCAAAGAGAUUUUUUUUCUGUAUAUUUGACCAUGGUGCAAAUCCAAACUUCCAGUCUCCAGCAUUGGCGGUUUGACCUGUUGGCGGAGUUUAUGAACUUUGCACAUUUUGAAACGAACCUCACGACAAACGUCAACUUUUUUGGCUAAGAGUUAUACUGGGGCCAUUAGGGUUGCCGUGGCAACACCACUGGCUGUAAUGAAGGUAAUGCCAGAAUGAUUACCAUCAACACACAGGGUUACUUCUACUGUUUUGAUUAAGGACAUUUUGCUCAGGUCAAAAAUGCAUAUUUUCACCUAUAUGAAAUAAAUUGUAUACAUGAUAUUGUAUUGCACUGUUUUCUAGUAGUGAAAUUGAAAUGUACCAAGCAAAGAAAGUUAUAAAUAACAACAAAAAAAAAAAACCUCUGCAAUCAAGCUGUUUGUUAAUAUGGUAGAAUAUUUUAACAAUAGACCUUUUAACAAGCUGUAAAGAAAUCAGAAAUGUAUAUGGUACUAUGUACAUACUAUUGGAAACAUAUUCCGUCUGGAAGUAAAAUGUAUGAACUCCAAUUGACGUUAGCCUGUAAAAGAUGAGAUUGUAUUUUCAAAUGUUUUGUAAUUGCUCUGAAAAUCAGUCUCUCAUUCACAUAUUCAGAGUAUUUCUCGGUUGCCAUGUCUUGAUACCGUUUGCCUGAGUCCAAACUGCAGCCAGAGUGCGUCUGUAAUGUCGACAGCCCUGUUAUUAACCCGCGUCCGGCCAUCUCCACGCUUCCUUGUGCUUUAUGUUUGUAAAUACUUUGUUUCUUAUGUGCCACAGCUUGGGGUAAUUUAUUUCCAUUUUGUUCUGUGCUUUUUUUUUUUUCCCGUUUUAACGUUGGGUUCAUUUUUCUACGAUAAGUAUCGCAAAUUAGUUGGAAGGAAUAAGUGUGGCAGUAUUUAUUAUUGACCAAUAAUAGAUAUGUCUUGGACAGGAGUAGUGAAACUUGCCAUGUCAUUCAGUAGCGACAUGUAAAAUAGUGCCGAGUCAGAUGGAUGCAAACUAAUGACGCAGAGAAGUUAAAGCACAAGUGACAAAAAAAGUGAUCCGUACUGAAUUUGCAGUAUACUGUAAUGAAUAACAAAUAUAUUGAGAUAAACCUAUGCCGUUAUUACCCUACUCUCCGCCAGACCUCACAGCUAAUGAAUUUCAACAUCAGGGAAUUCACCCAUUUCAAUAAAGAUGUUUAUAUUAGUUACACUCAUUGUUCUACACAUCCAAGUUUUGUACACCUCCACCCCUUAUUAAUGCACAUUCAGUGUUGGCUUGUAGAUUACCAAAUUCUGUUGAAAUAAAUAUUUUUUCCAUGUUAAACUGUCUUGCUCGUUUUUGUUUUUAGGAGUUGCAGCUGGUCUGACGAUUUCUGGCCAAGUCUU